Brassica oleracea var. oleracea is the source of this 1173-nucleotide messenger RNA. RefSeq lists its product as uncharacterized. The coding region runs from base 16 to 702 and encodes 228 amino acids. The transcript has a single exon. The record is from RefSeq and is a predicted model, not a curated record. NCBI's taxonomy places the organism in Eukaryota, Viridiplantae, Streptophyta, Magnoliopsida, Brassicales, Brassicaceae.
UGGAAUUGUAUUCCUAUGGUUCCAGGUGGUAACAACAGACUGUACAACGAUCAGAAGCAGCGACAUGGUUCAUGUUCAGCUUGUUACAAGCCUCGGGCUUUGAAUAAGCUUCAGUCUAAAAACAGGAAGUUUCACCUAAAGAACAAAUAUGGUAAUAGAUAUGUUCCUUAUGCUCCACGGAACACAAGCUCUUUUAUUAUCCGGGCGAAGAAAUCUGGUGGCAUUGCUGAUUCAGUGUCUCCAUCCCUUGUAACACCGUCGGUGUUGCCUUCCCCGAUGUUCUCUCCAUCGGGAGAGGUUUUGGGCAAUAUGGUAAAGGAGGAAUGGGGAGUUGAUGUGUAUGGAUCAAUGGAGGGGUUGGUUAAGCUGAGAUCUGAUGGUAUUCAUGAAUUAGAACCGUUUGAUGAAGAUGAAGGAGGCUCGUGUAAGAGUGAUGUGGAGAAGCAUGCAGAGGUUGAGACGAGACUAGACAAGGACUUGAGCCAAGUUGAGAUGGUAUGUCCGAAUGAUGGUGGUAGGUUUGAGUAUAACAAUGACUUGGAAAACCGAGUUAAUGAUCAGAUUAGGCAUACUGCUCAAUUAUCGAAUGGUGGUGGUAGGUUUGAGUAUAAUAAUGACUUCGAAAACAGAGUUGAUGAUCAGAAUAAGCAUAUUGCUCAACUAGAGGAAGAGAACUUAACUGUGAAGAGAGGUUGUUGUUGAUGGAGAGGGAGUUUGGUGAUUUUAAGAGAAGGUUAGAGUCUCUCGAAAGGCGGAAUAUGGUUGUUGGUGAAAAUGGUAAUGGGGAGGUUGUAGAGAAUGAGUCUGAAAGGGAUAGUCAAACUCAUAGCUCUAGUGCCUCUCCUAGUGGGGAGGCAAGGGAAAACUAUUUGCCUGCUGAAGAUGUUUGUAUGCAGGAUAUGGUGAGGGACGAGGCUACGGGGAAUGGAAUCAACAACACUGACAAGGGCAAGGUAGGUGAAGCAAAGAGUACAAACAGGCAAGAAAUUUAGGAUGAAGCUGAAAAGAAUUCUGCAGGACAGCAUCGUGAAGAGGCCAAUUCUGAUGUGGUUGGGAACUAUGGAAUGCGUAUAUGAUAUUUUCGCCAGGCAUUAUGAUUGAUGUUUUUCUCCUACGAUUUAGAUUCUCACUUUGAUCAAGUUUUUCUUACUUAUUUAUUUAUUUGGGUUUUUU